CCAGUCUAAAUGCAGUACAACCGAGCACUUCACUGUUGUUGGGAACGAACAGCGACAUCCUUACGCUUGGAUUUCAAGACAAACAACGCAGUCAUCAUGAUUCGCUCACGGUUGCGAAACAGGUUUAAAAGAAAAUUUCAAGAAGGAGAUAAUGUCAAGGCACUGUGGCCUACUGAUGGUUCAUGGCAUGGAGCAGUUGUUGUUGGUUACAGCCAAGGGAGAUAUAUUGUGAAGUACAAUGACGGUCUGAAGAAGACACUCCAUGAACACCAAUUACGUGUUUCAGAUGAGAGAGACUCCAGUAACCUAGAACAGCGCACUUCUCCGUCAGUUGAAGAAAGAGACUCCAGUAACCUAGAACAGCGCACUUCUCCGUCAGUUGAAGAAAGAGACUCCAGUAACCUAGAACAGCGCACUUCUCCGUCAGUUGAAGAAAGAGAUUCCAGUAACCUAGAACAGCGCACUUCUCCGUCAGUUGAAGAAAGAGACUCCAGUAACCCGGAACAGCGCACUUCUCCGUCAGUUGAAGAAAGAGACUCCAGCCACCUAGAACAGCGCACUUCUCCGUCAGUUGAAGAAAGAGACUCCAGUAACCUAGAACAGCGCACUUCUCCGUCAGUUGAAGAAAGAGACACCAGCCACCUGGAACAGCGCUCUUCUCCGUCAGUUGAAGAAAGAGACUCCAGCCACCUAGAACAGCGCACUUCUCCGUCAGUUGAAGAAAGAGACACCAGUAACCUAGAACAGCGCACUUCUCCGUCAGUUGAAGAAAGAGACACCAGCCACCUGGAACAGCGCACUUCUCCGUCAGUUGAAGAAAGAGACUCCAGCCACCUAGAACAGCGCACUUCUCCGUCAGUUGAAGAAAGAGACUCCAGUAACCUAGAACAGCGCACUUCUCCGUCAGUUGAAGAAAGAGACACCAGCCACCUGGAACAGCGCACUUCUCCGUCAGUUGAAGAAAGAGACUCCAGUAACCUAGAACAGCGCACUUCUCCAAAGAGACUCCAGCCACCUAGAACAGCAUGA
Asterias rubens (European starfish) is the source of this 1029-nucleotide messenger RNA. RefSeq lists its product as uncharacterized. Bases 10 to 1029 code for a protein of 339 amino acids. The record is from RefSeq and is a predicted model, not a curated record. NCBI's taxonomy places the organism in Eukaryota, Metazoa, Echinodermata, Asteroidea, Forcipulatida, Asteriidae. The transcript has 6 exons. Gene Ontology annotation, cellular component: nucleus.